AUGUUGGAGAAAACGCUUAAUGAGGCGGCGGGGAAUUCCAUUCCAAUUAAGGUUCGCCACCCAGAAGGAACGUUGCAAGCUUUAUUGGGUUUUAAUACGGAGGUCUUGGGCUCAGCACAUUCAAAGAAUCAGGAGAUCGAAAGGCACCCGCGCAUUAUCCCAAUUCCCGGCCCACCCUAUGGGAAUAACCCUCCUGGAAUGCAUUUCUUGGAGAAAUUGCCCAUCCUUUUCCGAAGACCCGGCCGACGCCAAAGCGCAACAGGCUGCUUCUUUUUUGGGGAAUCUGCGAAAAAGCUUUUCGUACCUUUGGGCGCUUUGCUUUCCAAUUUUCCCUCUUGUAAAGCGCCCUUGCUUUUCAAAAUUUCACAGGGGCCCGUUUCUUGCCUCUGA
Messenger RNA from Trypanosoma theileri, 390 nucleotides. RefSeq lists its product as uncharacterized. The record is from RefSeq and is a predicted model, not a curated record. Lineage: Eukaryota; Euglenozoa; Kinetoplastea; Trypanosomatida; Trypanosomatidae. The transcript has a single exon. Bases 1 to 390 code for a protein of 129 amino acids.